AGUGGCUACCAAACGUGUCAGGAGUACUUGGACUAUUGCAAGCACAAUAAAGUGAGCCUUGAGACUGCCAACUUCAACGGUACUUUGUACGAAUUGUAUAGUAAGCAGAUGUUGGAAUCAUUCUUGCGGUGCAAGGGACUAAUCCGAACCGGAGGAGCCUACGACAACGGGUUGGAUCUCUAUGGAAAGUGGGAUCUAAGUCAGUUCCACGCCUAUUCCAAGGAGAAGUUAGACCGUACAGAAAAAGUCUCUAGCCGGUCCUUGGUCAAACAGUCCAUCGAGGGGGGUGCUGCAUCACUGGCUAUUUCGUUGGAAAAGGAUAUAGCUGUCUUGGUCCAGUGUAAGAACGUAUCCCGUCGCAUCACUGCUAGCUUGGUCCGUGAACUCGCUGGCAUUUACAAUUACCAUGUUAAAAAGAGAACUGGCCCCAACUCCGUUCUCACUAGUUACAUGCUCUUGAUAAGCCCCACCACCAUGACUGCUCAGGCAUUAAGUCAAAUGAAUACCUCCACCUUUCCAAUGGUCCAUUUAGUGUUGCCAGCACUUCAGUACACGGGACCAAGGGGCUCUGAUACUGUGUUGCAACCACAGGACCUAUUUGAUGUAGUUAACUGGUCUGGGAAAGGGAUUCAGCUGGCGUACCUUAAUUCCAAAGCACGGAGUCUUCUUGCAGGACUCAAUAUGGAAUUGCAACUACAGUUAGUGGUCAAUAAA
Suhomyces tanzawaensis NRRL Y-17324 is the source of this 714-nucleotide messenger RNA. RefSeq lists its product as uncharacterized. The annotation marks the transcript as partial. Gene Ontology annotation, cellular component: mitochondrion. The transcript has a single exon. Lineage: Eukaryota; Fungi; Ascomycota; Pichiomycetes; Serinales; Debaryomycetaceae. The record is from RefSeq and is a predicted model, not a curated record.